AUGUAUCCGACUGCUGCACUUGUCGGUUUAGCUGCUGCACCAUUAUGGACUUCAAAAUGUAGUUAUUUAACUGAUACUGGUGCAAUCUAUGCUGAAAGUAAACUUGUUCAUAAAAAUGUUAUUGUUAAUAGAUUCUUUGGUUUAUUCUUCAUGUUUUUUCAAUCAGCACAAGUAUGGGGAAAUUUAAUAUCAUAUCUAGUACUGAAACCUAUAGAAAUACAAAGGAAUGAAACAAUAACAAAUUCAAUAGGAAAAUAUGAUAAAUGUGGAGCAGAUUUUAGUGAACAAGAAUAUAAAGGUUCUCAAGUUAUUAAUCAAAUUGAUCGAAAAACAGUUAAUAUUCUUUGUAUUGUCUAUGUUUGUAUAUGUAUUUGUUCAAUAUUAUUAGUCAUAAGUUUUCUUAAUCAACGACGAAAAGCAUCAAAAGACAAUAUUUCUCUGAUGUUUCGUCAUUCUGUUACACUACUCGUUUCAACAGUUAAACAUAUGCGUCAUGUCAAACAAUUAUUUCUUAUUCCAUUAACUAUUUGGUCAGGUUUAGAACAAUCCUUUCUCGGAGCACAAUUUACAUUAGGUUUUGUUUCAUGUACAUUGAAUGCAAAAUACGUUGGUUUAAUUUUAAUUGCAUAUGGUAUUUGUGAUUCUAUAGGUAGUCUUUGUUUUGGUCAAUUAGUAAAAUUUAUUGGUCGUUGGUCAUGUUUUCUUAUUGCUGCUAUGAUAAAUUAUUCUUUAAUAAUAACAAUGUUUAUUUGGAAACCAACAGAAAGUCAAAUAAUUGUUUUAUUUGUUUUAGCUGGUCUAUGGGGUUUAGCUGAUGCUGUUUGGCAAACACAAAUAAAUGCAUUUUAUGGUGUCUUAUUUACUGAUAAAGAUGAAGCUGCAUUUUCAAAUUAUCGUCUUUGGGAAUCAAGUGGUUUUGUAUUAUUUUAUAUAAUAACACCAUAUAUUCGUAUAAAAAUAGGAUUAAUUAUUUUAUUAAUAUUUUUAACAUUAGGUAUGACUGGUUAUGGUGCAACGGAAUAUCUACUAAUAAGAAAAAAGAUAAAGGUGGCUGAUGAACCUCGUCCUACUUAA
Molecule: messenger RNA, 1074 nt
Organism: Rotaria sp. Silwood1
Lineage: Eukaryota; Metazoa; Rotifera; Eurotatoria; Philodinida; Philodinidae
Source: the annotation of a GenBank genome assembly